GUUGCGGGCAAUUAUUGCACGGGCUGGUGGGCGGGUGUCUGUGUCUUGUCUCGUUCUCCUUGCAUCCAGAAUGCAGAUUCGCAAGGUCCCAAAUUAUUUUUUUUGGGCACCCUCGCCGUUGCUGUGAGAUCGGCAUCUUUUUUCCCACCUCAUCCUCCUCUUCCCUCACGUCGCUCCCAAUUCCCAAACACUUCAUUCAAUACAUUCCUUCCCGAGACCGUUGUUGCUGGGACCGCUCUGCUACAAUACCACACAAUCUGCUUCUGCUUGCUUCUGCUCACUCCAAAUCUCACUCGCUCGCUCGCCCACCCGGUCGCCGUGACCAGCACAAACCCUGCUAUCUCGGCUGCAUCAGGCGUUACCUAAACACACAGGGAAACGAAAGUUUAUCUGUACAUCCUAACUGUACAUUCCAAGGUCCUCUAGGUAGCAGCCGCUUGGGUCCCCCCAACUCGUCUCAAACGGUGUCCGUCUCGAGCCCACAAAGCCGCUCUAGCUCCCAGGGCUCUCCUCAGCUCCCUCCAGCUCUGGGCUGCCUCUCUCUCACGGCCUGUCUGCCUGUCUAUCUGUCUACCUAAUCCAGGUGACUACUAUCUCCGCUUCUGUCGCCUUCUAUUCCUCCUAAGCCGCGUGUCGAUAGCCUGGCGGUAGCGCUUAUUCUCGAGCCCACCCCCUCCUAAAUCCGUCUCUUUUCCAAGUCCCAGGCAUCCGAUCCCUCUCUCACCUUUGUUCCGUGAGCCGGGUUUUGGAGAGAAGCAAGCUCGGCAGACCAGGAGGUACCCUUUCUUGGAGGCACUGUAUUCCUGUCACCUGGACACUUUUUUGUACCAAGCCACACGUCGUUCCGAACCAGCACCGACCAGGCAGGGGGAAAAAAAGGGAUCGCCAAAAACAAAAAUUCCCAGCACCGCACCUUCUGACCUGCCUUGACUUUUUCCCCGAUCCGCGACCGAUUUGUUACCCACCACGCUGAGCUGUCUUCAACUCCCCAAAAAAUAUUCGCGCAGCCACACGCACGCCACCGCCCAGCAACAACAUAUCACUCCAGGACACGACGGAUCAAUUGACCACCUGUUGUUUCUGAUUGCCCGAGCAAGAGGUGUCUUGGACUUUGUGACAAAGGGAUCGUACCUUUUUAUGUGGCAUUCUCGGGCCUGAGAUCGGCAACAUCGGCAAUGGCCUCCUCCAAGGACAUCGUACAAACCUCGAGACCAUUGACUCACCGGCCGUCGCUCUCCUCUAACUCUCUCACGGGAAUCAAUUCUACACGACAGUCACACUCUCGCACGAACUCGCACACAGUCAUCACGGGGCCUCUCAACAACGCUCACCGCGUAGCACGCCGCAAGAGUGUCACAAACAGCACCGCAAACAUUGUCGCUGCUGCGGCUGCCGCCGCCGCAAUCGGGGACAUGAACAGCAAGGUCACGUCCGUGCCUAUCACAAUCGGUGUCCGGCGGAUGUCAAAGUCCGGGGCCGGCGGCAUGGUCUCACCACCUGCCAGCAUGCCCGCGCACAAAUUCAUGAACGCCGAGGUCAAGCCGGAACACCAGGACAGCGCCAUUGAUGACCAGGAGAACACGUCGCCCGAGGAGGGUGACGCCUUGCAGAAAGAUCGCGUUCGGAGGGCCAGCGACGGCCAGCCCCAGGCCAAGGAAGGAGGCCGGAGGUUCAACCGACCUGAACUCCGCUGCGAACACUGCGGGAAGGGAUACAAGCAUAGCAGUUGCCUGACCAAGCAUUUGUGGGAACACACGCCGGAAUGGUCUUACACUUCCAAGCUCCUCAUAUCCAAGCACCAACAGGUUCAGCUCCUGGAAGCUGCCUCUGUUCUUGUUGCUAUGAAUGACCAGCCGCCCAGCCCUCCGGACUCUGCGCGUGAGACAUCGCCGUCCGUGUCGGGUGGGUCGUCUGAGCAGGUGGACGGCCGCAGCUCUGUAAAUACCACGCCGCCACCCCACAUGGAGGGCCUGAGCUCCAUGGAUGCCGUCAACUAUCAGUUCUCCCCCACCUCGCCGUUCGGCGGGGACAACUUCCGAAGCGGGAUCUCUCGGUCGCUAUAUGCCGCCGCCCCAUCGGAAAGCUCGUAUGCCACGAGCGUGCCAUUUGGCUCGGGAUUCGGCCACCAGUACCUGGAGCCGAGUCCUCCGCCUUCUGGCCUGAGCGUCUCUGGCGACGCCAACAACCUGGCCAGCAGGGUUGCCAUGUUGAGCUGCAGCUAUAACAGCAACAGUGGCUCCCACUCAGGCCAGAUGCAUGACGGCGUGCCCGCGGUCCCUCCUAUCCCGGCCCACUUCCUCGGGCAGGAUUCCCUCGGGCAAUCGCCAUUCCUCAGCAGCUUCCCCAACCAGGCGCCAGAAAGCUUCACCCGCGGUGACAGGCGCCGGGGGAGUGGGGAUGUCAAGAUGGAGUACGGCGACAAUGAUGACGAUGCUCGGUCCCGGGCCCGCAGCGACGAGUAUGAUGUUAACGACGGCUUCUUCGGGCGCAUGGAGGAGUAACCUUCUGCCGGAAUUUCCAAGUCUUCUUCGUUCGCAUUUGAUUUGCCACGGCCUGCUGUUCGGGAACCACCUGGGAUGGAGUAGGGCCGGUGAGGCGUUCUGGCGGGUAUUGUUGUCGUUGUCGUUCUCCUAUGUGUAUUCACCUAUAUAAGCAAUAGUCGCGGACGCUUCGCUCCGCCGCGGCGGCCCACAGCACCGAAGAGUUGGGAGACCUCACUGGCGACUCGGUCAACGAGUCACCAGGAGGCAGAACCCAACGAGGUUAAAGUGAGGGCCAGCCUGUGAGAGCGUCGAGCGGAGGUCCCUUGUCAGUAACAAACAAAUGGAAGAGCCCAUUGCCAAGCAACCCGGCCUCGUAUCGAUAUGAUUGAUGUGCCGUCAUGGAUCAUUGAUAUGUGAUAAGAUGCUGCAGAAGCGUGAUCAACAUGAAUAGCAACAACGGAGAGUGAAGAGGCCGCUGUGCAGGACUUGCAGCCUCAUUUUCCCACCAGAGCUCACGGAAUACUGUGGGAAAAGGCAGGCGGCGAAGGUAACAGUGAGGAAGAAGGGAAGAAGAAGGGUGCAGAAUGGCGAGGGAGAAUUCAGGGUCCUUUUGCAGAAUCUUCGCCCUGCAAUUCUCCGCGUUAUGGAACCUUUCCGUUUUGAUGAGCUGUGGAUACUUCGUGAGCUCAAGUCAUGCGCACCGCGACAAACGGCGAGUGCCUGCCGCCACAAUGCCCAGACAACGGUACCAAGACCAAGAAUCAAUCAAUUGCCGAUUCUCUGAGAGGUCGGUGAAAGUAUAAUGACGUGAAGAUGGCAGAAUGUACUGAUUUGCUGGAUUGAUCAGAGAUCUGAGGAUGCAGGUUGGUAUGAGCACUGAUGAAAAAUGCAGGGAGAGGGCAGAAUCCGUCUGGCAGUUUAGCGGCAGCA
Molecule: messenger RNA, 3413 nt
Organism: Diaporthe batatas
Lineage: Eukaryota; Fungi; Ascomycota; Sordariomycetes; Diaporthales; Diaporthaceae
Exons: 3
Coding region: 1176-2501 (441 amino acids)
Source: RefSeq, a predicted model, not a curated record